AUGGGCAAGACAAACGAGUGUAUCACCGAUGAUAUUGAUACUUCUAUCAAUAAACAACAAGAGCUUGCUGAAUGCACGUAUAGCGGCGAGAAGCGAGCGUUACCUGCAGGAUGCUUGUUUGUUGCAAGUUUGGAUGCCACGAAAUCUAAAGAACAUCUUCAACAAAUCGUGGGUAAGCAUUUCUCGCAAUGGGGCCAACUUCUUUGUGUUAAAGUUCUCAGGGAUUGGGCAAAUCGUCCUUACUCGUUUGUACAAUAUGAGAAUGUCAAUGAUGCAGAUGUUGCCUUAAAAGAAGCUCAUGGCUCAUGGAUCGAAAAUCGACGAAUUAGGGUGGAGAAAGCCCGAGUAAAUAGGACCCUUUUUAUAACAAGGUUGCAUCCGAAUCGCGUUGAAGAGGAGAUUAGGAGCAUAUUCGAGCCAUUCGGUCCACUCGAAGAAAUCAAUGUACCAAAAAAUUUUGUUACGGGUCGUAAAAAGGGAGGCGGUUUUGUUAAAUUUUGUUAUAGGGACGAUGCUAUUAAUGCAUUUAACACUCUUCGUCAAACAAGCAAUUAUUUUCUCGAAUGGGUAGAAAAUCUCGAGAAACCUCUAUCUGAAGAAGAGGAAGAAGACAGACAUUCGAUAUACAUCGGAAACUUGAACGAAAAACUUGUAACGAAAAAAAUAUUAUACGAAAAAUUUGACCAGCAUGGAAAAAUUGAAGAUCUUCAUUUAGUCAACCGUGGCAAGAAACAAAGAAUACCAGCUUACGCAUUUAUCAAAUACAGCGAUGUGUUAUCAGCUGAGGCAGCCAUAAUUCACGAGGACAACAAGCCGUUUUUAGAACGUCAGAUCAAAGUUCAGAGACGCCUUACACAAGAGUAUCGAAAUUUUCAACUCGAACUCAACCGCCAACAUAACGAGAUGCGUUGGCGAUCAUUUGGAUAUUAUAAGAAUAUACAAUGUCCCAACCUUCUGACAGAUCAGCAGUCUUGUUCCUCUAUCUAUGCAGAAUCCGUUGGCAUACCUCCGCUAAUGUUCUAUAGUCCUAUGCCAAUGUUUCCACCUUAUUUCGGGGAGGUUUCGCCAACUUUACCAACUUUACCAACGCCACCGGGGAGUUUUAUGAUGACGUACGUACAGCAACAAUAG
Paraglomus brasilianum is the source of this 1131-nucleotide messenger RNA. NCBI's taxonomy places the organism in Eukaryota, Fungi, Glomeromycota, Glomeromycetes, Paraglomerales, Paraglomeraceae. The record is from the annotation of a GenBank genome assembly.